CCCCGGGACUGUCCAUAAUUUUUAAAGGGUGCCUUGGGACUGUCCAUCAUUUUAAAAGGUGUCUCUGGACCGUCCAUCAUUUUAAAGGGUGCCUUGGGACUGUCCAUAAUUUUUAAAGGGUGCCUUGGGACUGUCCAUCAUUUUAAAAGGUGUCUCUGGACCGUCCAUCAUUUUAAAGGGUGCCUCGGGACCGCCCAUCAUUUUAAAGGGUGCCUCGGGACUGUCCAUAAUUUUAAAGGGUGCCUCGGGACUGUCCAUAAUUUUAAAUGGGUGCCUUGGGACUGUCCAUAAUUUUUAAAGGGUGCCUUGGGACUGUCCAUAAUUUUAAAUGGGUGCCUUGGGAUUGUCCAUCAUUUUAAAAGGUGUCUCUGGACCGUCCAUAAUUUUAAAGGGUGCCUUGGGACUGUCCAUAAUUUUAAAGGGUGCCUCGGGACAGUCCAUCAUUUUAAAGGGUGUUUCGGGACCGUCCAUCAUUUUAAAGGGUGCCUUCGGACUGUCCAUAAUUUUAAAAGGGUGCCUCGGGACCGCCCAUCAUUUUAAAGGGUGCCUCGGGACUGUCCAUCAUUUUAAAGGGUGCCUCGGGACUGUCCAUAAUUUUAACGGGUGCCUUGCG
This is a messenger RNA of Staurois parvus, 613 nucleotides long. The record is from the annotation of a GenBank genome assembly. Lineage: Eukaryota; Metazoa; Chordata; Amphibia; Anura; Ranidae.